AUGCUGAAUCAUCAAAUUGCACCAAGUUACGGCGAUGCACCAUGGUCAUCAUACUAUAAUGAUGAAUAUGCAACGACCACACCUUGGUACGAUUUGUUUUGGCAUCGUUAUGGUAAAAUUACCCGACGAAAGUUCGAUAGUAUACAAAUUGGCAUGACUAGACAACAAGUUACGGAUAUUAUCGGUGGACCUGGACGUGUUACUAGCGAGUCACAACUUCUCAAUAUUCAUGUGGUUAGAAUCAUCUAUCAGGGCCGUUUUUGGAGCCCGAAGUCUGCAACUUUAGUGUUCUACAAUGGUUUGCUACGAUGCAAAUCACGAUAUUGA
Molecule: messenger RNA, 327 nt
Organism: Rotaria socialis
Lineage: Eukaryota; Metazoa; Rotifera; Eurotatoria; Philodinida; Philodinidae
Source: the annotation of a GenBank genome assembly